This is a messenger RNA of Ornithodoros turicata, 1520 nucleotides long. RefSeq lists its product as uncharacterized. The record is from RefSeq and is a predicted model, not a curated record. The coding region runs from base 24 to 1463 and encodes 479 amino acids. Gene Ontology annotation, cellular component: plasma membrane. Lineage: Eukaryota; Metazoa; Arthropoda; Arachnida; Ixodida; Argasidae. Gene Ontology annotation, biological process: sodium ion transmembrane transport. Gene Ontology annotation, molecular function: ligand-gated sodium channel activity. The transcript has 14 exons.
ACUUUCUGAAGCUCAAGUUACUGAUGACGUCUAGAAACGUCGAAGUCGUGCACUUCAUUCCUGCAGUUACAUUGACGGAAGUCCUGGGAAUAAUUGGCGGUUACAUGGGGUUUUGGAUGGAAAUGUCCACGUUUAAGUUGCUGUGGAAGCUGCUGAACAUGGUCAGAGACGGUUUGUCCAAACGGACGCGCGACCCCUUGCUGCAGUUGAGGAUCAGCUUUGCGUGUUCCCUGCUGCUGAGCGUGGUAGCGGGCUCUUGCGCCCUGGUGUGCAUUACAAGUUCCAUCUGGGACGUCAGGUCGUUUCUGCAGUAUCACACGACCGUGUUGUUCGAGCAACAGAACAUGCACGGCAUUACCUUUCCUGCCAUGACUGUGUGCAACGAAAAUGGAGUUAACAUCACCAAGCUAUGCAUCGAUGCAGACCGUGCAGAAUGCUUCAACGCGUCAUUUGCAUAUGCUGUUGGAACAAACAUGGCACUAAUGAAGAACAUGCUCAAUUACUCUUAUCCUAUUGGCUUCAUGGUGGAGUCAUGUUGGAUGAUAUCCUCUGGGGAAACUUGCAACAGCUUCAAUUGUAAUAACAUGUGGAGGUUAAGUUAUACGUCCAAUUGGAAGGCCAUGUGUUUCACCUUUAGUCUCACUGAGAGCACUAACCAAAGCAAUGUCUACGCAAAUUGCAACGAGCCUUGGAAAUACAGGCUUGAAUUACGAUUGGCUGUUGAGCGAGAAAGGGUGGAGGAGGAAGAAGUCGCCCCGCUAUCAGCACUUCUUCACGAGCAGGGACUCUUCACAGCAGGGAUGCUCAAUCCGUUCAUCUUCACUUACGGAGAGAAGUACGUUGUCUCUGUGCUCGAGCACGAGAUCUUUUCUCUACCGCCCCCAUACGAGACAAUGUGCACAAAGUAUGACGAGAAGCUGGAUGAAUACAGCUAUGCUGAUGGAGUUGUACAGUCAGAAGAAUGUAGCAGCAAGUGCAUAGCAGACAACUGGCAGAAGAGCUGCAACUGCUUUUCAAAGCUAUACUCUGUCAAACACAGAAGAAACGGACCAAUAUGUGAAUAUAUAGACCAUCUGAAAUGCACAGAUAAAAUGAAGAAAAAUCUUUGGCUCCAUAGUUGCCAGGCAUCGUGUACAAGACCUUGCCGGGAAGUCAGGUACCGUGGUAUGGUAUUUCGCACGGGAGUUCUUCCAGAAGUCUCUCUGGACAACCGUUCCCAUGUUCAAGUGACAGUUGUCCUCGGAUCGAGCAAGAAGAAAACUAUCUACACCUUCCCCAGAAUACCGUUUGAAGACUUGGUGAUCUAUAUUGGUGGUCACAUUGACAUGUGGCUAGGCUUUGCUCUCAUUGGUGUGUGCACCAUUUCUCUGGAUCUCGCAGUCAAGUACAGCAAGUUUUUCAAAGGAAAAAGCUCUUCAAUCAACCUGAUGUUGGAACCUCCGUACAAAACAGCGCAAGACUAACCAAAGGCUCCGUGAUCUACAGUAAAGCCAAUGUACAGAGACCGAAUAAAAGGAAUG